Molecule: messenger RNA, 710 nt
Organism: Cinara cedri
Lineage: Eukaryota; Metazoa; Arthropoda; Insecta; Hemiptera; Aphididae
Source: the annotation of a GenBank genome assembly
AUGGAAGAUUUUCUUACAUUUGAGGAUGUUACUGGUUUAGGGUUGGCCACUACAUUACAAAAACUUGGCUUUAAUCUAAAUAAAUUACGUGAACAAGGAUACGAUGGUUCUUCAGCAAUGAAGGGUAGUUUUCGUAAUUAUCAAAGAAAAAUACUCAAAAGCAUUGUAUACCCAUUGCGUUUCCCAUUCACUGAAUCUUUGUCAGAUGCAACAAAAAUACAAGAAAUUAGAAAUAAUUUUGUGGUGAUAUCGCGAAUUACUAUUCUUAAAAACAAAAUUUUGGAAAUAAAAAAAAAUGUUCAGAUUACAAAAAUAAAAUCAUCGUAUGAAACAAGAUGGGUCUUACAUCAUGAAUCAGUUUUGAUUUAUAAAGAAUUUUCGGAGCCAAUUGUUGCUGCAUUGGAACAAUUAAAAACUGAUUCAACUAGAACUAACAGUAUGUUAAACUGCAUAUUUAAUUUUAAUUUUAUUGUAGCAGUCAAUAUUUCAAGUAAGUUAUUAGGAUAUAUAUAUAUAAUUUUUCAUAAUACUUACAAGUCAAAUUUAGAUCUGGCUACAGUUCUUAAACAAAUAGAAACGAUACAUUAACAUUUUAAAAAAUGAGAGAAAAUUGUUCGGAUGUAUUUGAUGAUAUUUACACCAAAUCAAAAGCGAUUACAACAUUAUUAAAAUCAAAGAAACCGUUCAAAUAUUCUACAUUAUUCAACUGA